CAUGAAGUAGAGAAGUUAUGAAACCUUUACAUGUCCAGAGCAGCUGAAAGUAAACAGAGUUGCGUUGGAGGAUGUUAAAGUUUAUGUAGCUCAAUUUACGCUAAAUAAAAGAGAUCAUUUGUAUCAGCUGAUGUUUGUAAGCAAAUAUACAGCGUGUUAAUAGCAGAUUAAAUACACUUUAAUAGGAAUUUGGAGAAAAAUCAGUCAGGUUUUUAAAAGAAGACACGUUUUUAUCUGGAGCUCAGACAUGGAGGGACAUAACAUUGGACGGAUCUUGGUUCUUCUUCUAUCUUUGUUGGUUUUUAUCAUUGUUUUGACCUUCAACGCCUUGGCUGGAUUGGGAAAAGGACCGUUUUUACGCAGGACAGGAAACGUGUCAGAUUUGUAUGAGACUGAAAUCACUCCAGCUGGCUGGACUUUCUCCAUAUGGGGGAUUAUUUAUACCUGGCUUGUGUUGAUGAACGUGUAUUUUUUGAGCUGCAUCUGCAGACGGACUCCCAAUGGAUGGAUGUAUUCUAGUCCUGCUGUUCUUCCUUACGGAUUUUUCCUGUCCUGGAACAUUAACAUGCUCCUGAACUUAACCUGGCUCCUGUUAUGGGACAGAGAGUUUAUGAUUCCAGCACUAAUAUGUUUAGCGCUGAUUGCGUUCACUAGUUACCUCCUGAUCUUCUUCUCCUGUGUUGGUUUGCGAGCUCACGGAGCCUGGCUCAAACAGAAUCAUCUCACAGAUCUCCGCUGCAUCUAUGUGCUGGUUCAGAACGGUAUCGCCACUUACGCAACAUGGACGACUAUAGCUACGCUCCUCAACUUAGCCGUGGUGCUGGGUAUCGAAUCCACGUCCUCCACGAACGCGGCCACUGUUUCUCUGUGCCUUCUGCUUUUAGAAGUUGUCGUAUGGUUUGCUGUUGAGAACUUUGUCAUCGAGAAGCACGUGCGCUACGUUCUGACCAUCUACCCCGUCGUCAUCUUCGCUCUGAGUGGAAGCCUGAGCAAACACUAUGAUGCAGAAGCUCCAGGCAGAAACGCUGUGUUUACAGCUGUUCUCUUGGCGAUGGCCUGCGUUUUGUUCGUCAUCCGACUUUUCCUGGUGGUUUGGAGGAACCGUACUCAUCCUCUCUUCCAAGAAGGGUUAAUGACUCCUGAACACACUACAGAGAACUAGCAGUAUGGCUUUAAAAUAAUUUCACCAAAGCCUUUAAACUGUUUCCGUUCCACUGUAAAGAAACACAGCCUUUAACACUAAUACAUGAUUCACCUUGAUGAUGAUGAUGAUGAUGAUAUGCGGGACUUAUUCAUGUGCACUAACCAUAUAAACCUGAAACCUCUUUGACACAUGGCCAAAACAUACAUUCAUACAACUGCCUUGAGAAAAUAUUUGCUCAGACUUUUUUUUUUUAUAGACAUUUUUUUUACUCACUUUCCCACACCGAAUAUUCCAUUUGUCUCGUGAUGAUGAGAAGAAGAUUAACGAGAAGGCCGUAUUUAUAGCGUUGGAUAAUUCGAUGUGAAAUCUAGUAGACAAAACUAGCAAUUCUAUUCAUGUGAAAAGUAUCAUUAGUCGAAUUGAUUAAUUGUAAAUCUUAUCGAGCGCUGAAAGGUUUCCAUUUUUACUCUUGGCAGGACAUGCAUGUGUCCAGUCCAAAACUCUAAAUCUAAGCACAAAGCGUAACGGGCUUUAAUUAAGAGUCCAACCACUGCUCUUUGGCCAUGAGUGGCUUCUCAAUAAGUAUGGAAACAGUGGACAUUCAUCACGAUUGUUUUCCUUAAAGAUGUCCUUACUGAUAUCUGAAGGAGUGUCACAAUGGUUUAUGAAGAAUCUACUGAAUGGAAAGAAUAAAAAUAUGUAUGUACACACAUUGGGCAUGGUGGCUUUGUGGUUAGAAUGUUUGAAUUCGCAUCUUGAUUGAUACUUUUCUCUUGCUAUGUGGUUUUCCUCUGGGUUCUUCAGUUUCCUCCCCAAGCUCACGGCAUGUGUUGAUUGUGCCCGUGAUGGUUUGGCACCCCGUGGUACAUAUUAACAGAAUAUCUAAGCUUUGUGAUACAUUACAUUAAUUCUAUCCUUUAAUUGAACAUUUAUUAUACAUUUACAUCUACAUUAUUUUUUAUUUUCAUGUUAAAUGGGAACCUGUUCUUACUAGAGAAUCUAUAUAUUUUGAGAACAUGCAUAUUAAUAUAAACCUCAGACUUGCCUUGAAGCUAGAACUUAAUAUUCUAAUUUUUUUUGUAGUAACAUUACUAACCUCAUUAAUGUUUGGAUGUUUUCCUUUUAAUACAUGUUUGUGAUACUGUUUGAAUAAUAUGUCGAAUAAUAAAUGAAUGGACUAAG
This is a messenger RNA of Tachysurus fulvidraco (yellow catfish), 2326 nucleotides long. RefSeq lists its product as uncharacterized. The coding region runs from base 248 to 1162 and encodes 304 amino acids. The transcript is spliced from 7 exons. The record is from RefSeq and is a predicted model, not a curated record. NCBI's taxonomy places the organism in Eukaryota, Metazoa, Chordata, Actinopteri, Siluriformes, Bagridae.